Molecule: messenger RNA, 1398 nt
Organism: Adineta steineri
Lineage: Eukaryota; Metazoa; Rotifera; Eurotatoria; Adinetida; Adinetidae
Source: the annotation of a GenBank genome assembly
AUGGUAGACAUUAUUAAACCCAUAUCACCUGUGUCAACACUAUUAUCUUCAACUAAUCUUCAAAGACAAAAUCGAUCAACUUCCAAACACCUUUCUUUACCAGUAUUAGUUACAACUGUUGAUAAUAUUCCAUCAAAUGAACAAACAAAUAUUUUUUUAAAUUCAAAACGAUGGAUUGGACGUUGUCCUGGUGAAAUGACAAAUCGACAAUUGACUACAUCUAAUGUAGCAUAUAAUAUACAUCGAAAAAUGAUCUAUCGUGAAUUAUCUCAAUUUUAUCCAAUGACAACAGGUGAUUUGUCUGCAAUGAUAAAAAUCAAACAACAACAUCAACAGAAAAAUUCUAAUAAAGAAUCGUUAAAGGUAACAAUAGGAACAGCAACAACUGUUACAUCGCUUCCAACUGUAUCAAGUGUUGAUGCUCAAAGUUCUCGUCUAUUUGAUACACUUUCAAAACAUGUUACAAUUAAGGCAGAACCACUUCGACCAACAAAUUAUUUUAUAAACAAUACAAAUAAAUUCGUAUCUUCAUGGCAAAAAUAUUGGGCAUCUACACAUAUACAACGACGACGAAAAGAACCUCAUGAUAUAGAAUUUCCUUAUAUACGUGAUCAACAACUUUCUAUUCCUCCAGCACAUUUUCUUACUGUUCAUGAUUCAUCAUUACAACAUAUAAAUAAUGAAAAUAAUAGUUUUAGUAGAAAAUCAUCAAUUAUAUCAAAUUGUUCUACUAUAACUGAAUGUCCUUCACCGAUAAUAUUCGAUAAUCAAUCAUCAUUUAUAAAAGAAGAAAAUCAUGUUAGUUUAUCGCGAACUGUUUUAUUAUCUAUAAUUGAUUUAUCAAAAGAAAAACAUUCUCCAAUGAAUAAUUCUUUAAAAUUAAUUGAUCAAAAAAAUGUAUCACCUAUUCAAAGUAAAGGUUCAAUUAUUAAUAAUAAUGAUGAUAAUAAAAUUCCUAAUGAAACAAAUCUAAUAGCAGCAAGACUUUAUAAACUUCCAUUACCUUCAGCUAAACCUAGAGUUAGUAGAAUAUCUAUCAAACAUGGAUCACAAUCAAAAUCAUCAGAAAAAAAAAAAACUAAAAAUUCGUCAUCAGAUAAAAAAGAAACAACAACAACUUCAUCUGCAACAACCACAUCUACUUCAAAAACUAAACAACAAACAUCAUCGAAUAAAUCAAAUCGAAUAACUAUUAAAAAGCAGCAAUCAUUAUCAACAGUAAUAACAACAACACCAAGAUCGAAAUAUGAACAAAUAAAUUGGGAAGAACCAUAUAUUGGUAUUAGAUUUGAUCCUCCAACACCACCAUGUUCACCAUCAUUAUUUAUUUGGCCAGAAGAUAGUGAUCAAGAUGAAGAUGAUAGAAUAUUAAAACAAAAUUUUAUUAUAGAAAUAUAA